Molecule: messenger RNA, 532 nt
Organism: Oryza brachyantha (malo sina)
Lineage: Eukaryota; Viridiplantae; Streptophyta; Magnoliopsida; Poales; Poaceae
Product: non-specific lipid-transfer protein 2-like
Exons: 1
Coding region: 90-386 (98 amino acids)
Biological process (GO): lipid transport
Source: RefSeq, a predicted model, not a curated record
UUCGUAGCUACAGCUUCAGCACAGAUCGAAGUAGUAGCUAACAGCUAGCUGAUCACUUGAUCGAUCGAGAGGAGAAGCGGCAGCACGCGAUGACGCCGACGGCGACGACGAUGAGGAAGGUGGCGGCGGUGGUGCUGGUGGUGGUGGUGGCGGCGUGCAGGUGCAGCGACGCCGCCGUGCCGUGCAACGCCGGGCAGCUGACGGUGUGCGCGGGGGCGAUCGCCGGCGGGGCGAAGCCGACGGCGGCGUGCUGCUCCAGCCUGCGCGCGCAGCAGGGAUGCUUCUGCCAGUUCGCCAAGGACCCGCGCUACGGCCGCUACGUCAACAGCCCCAACGCCCGCAGGGCCGUCACCUCCUGCGGCAUCGCAGUCCCCAGAUGCCACUGAUCCAUCCACAGCUUAAUUAAUCUGCUGCCUCCAAUUCGAUCAAACAUCAUGCAUAUGUCUGCGUAUUUGUACGUUUUUAAUUUACUCGUGGCGCCUCACGAUGCGCAGCGUGAAUAAAGGAUGCAUCCGUAUGGACCGUAUAUGCA